Molecule: messenger RNA, 2305 nt
Organism: Siniperca chuatsi (mandarin fish)
Lineage: Eukaryota; Metazoa; Chordata; Actinopteri; Centrarchiformes; Sinipercidae
Product: lysophosphatidic acid receptor 6-like
Exons: 2
Coding region: 596-1666 (356 amino acids)
Biological process (GO): positive regulation of Rho protein signal transduction; phospholipase C-activating G protein-coupled receptor signaling pathway
Cellular component (GO): membrane
Molecular function (GO): lysophosphatidic acid receptor activity
Source: RefSeq, a predicted model, not a curated record
GACAAUGGAGAAACCCAAUUCGUCACUUACACCAUCAAAACUAAGAUAAAACAAAGCAGCGUUGGGAGGACUUUGGCCCCGGUGGAGGCUCCACCCUCUGGGUUUCAACAGUCCCCUGAGUUCUUUGUGUUGGAGCCUCUGAGUUGCAGCCUGCUUCGAGGUUUCUGAUUUACGGACAGGCAGGAGCAGAGUAAAACCUGUGGAGCAUAACGAUCACCAUGCACGCCCAGGGCUGCUGCAGGAACAGACAGGAGAACAAGGGAAGGGAAGAACCAGUCGACUGUUCAUAGAGUUGAGGAGAGGCACAUGACGUUUCUCGCAAAGGAAUAAACAUUUCAACUGUCAAAGACACCUGGAAAAGACUGAAAACUUCACUCUUCACUUUAAUUUGGAUACUAAUACAGGUAUUUUGUGGAGUUGCUGUAUACUUUCUCUCGCAUUCUUCAGUAUUUCUGGACUGUUUUUCCUAGCCAAAUGAAAUGUACAUUUUCCCUGCACAUGAUUGGAUUAACAAGUCGAAUUUGACACAAGUUCAACAAUUGGAACAUUUACAGAGUGAAAAAGUUCUCCCAAAAAUUACCAGCCUGGCCUAAGAAUGUAUAAUAACACCCAACAAAAUUACAUGAAUUGCAACAAGAGUGAUGACUUCAAGUACCCUUUGUAUAGCUCAGUUUUCAGCCUGGUGUUUUUACUUGGACUUUUCUUCAACAUGGUGGCUGUAUAUAUUUUUGGCUGUACACUGAAGCUGCGGAAUGAGACCACGACAUACAUGAUAAACCUUGUGGUUUCAGACUCUCUCUUUGUCCUCAGCCUGCCUUUUCGGAUUGUUUACUUUAUUAAACGUGAGUGGCUAUUUGGAAGUGUACUCUGCAAGAUCUCUGUGGCCCUGUUCUACACCAACAUGUAUGGCAGCAUCCUCUUCCUCACCUGCAUCAGUGUUGACCGUUUCUUGGCCAUUGUGCACCCGUUCCGGUCCCAAGCAAUUCGUACAAAGAAGAAUGCCAAACUGGCCUGCUGUACAGUGUGGGUGAUGGUUCUUUCUGGAAGUAUACCCACUGGGUUCCUUUUGGAUACUACUUCACCCAAAAAUGCCAACUCCUCAAACUUCUGCUUUGAAAACUACUCCAAAAAACAAUGGAAGGCUGAGCUGUCCAAGGUGGUGGUGUUUAUUGAGACUGUGGGCUUCAUUAUCCCAUUGAUGGUCAAUGUCUUCUGCUCGGUCAUGGUGCUACGGACACUGAAGAAACCCAAAACAAUCAGCCGUGGAGGCAACCUCAACAAGACAAAAAUCUUGAGGAUGAUCAUCGUGCAUCUUCUCAUCUUCUGCUUCUGUUUCAUUCCCUACAAUAUUAAUCUCAUCUUCUAUGCCCUGGUCCGCUCCAGUGUCCUAAAGGGAUGCUACAUAGAAUAUGUGGUGAGAACCAUCUACCCCAUUGCUUUGUGCAUAGCAGUGACCAACUGCUGUUUUGAUCCAGUCAUUUACUACUUCACUUCAGAAACCAUUCAAAGCUCCAUCAAACGCAAGUCCACAGUAUGGCACAACGGUGCCAAACUAUUCGACAGACUACAGAUGGACAGCCAACAAAACAGUCCAAAUACAACACCCACAAUCCUUACCCUGAGGACUCUGAGACCCAAAAUGUUUGACAAUGAGUCUACAGUCUAAUGACAACUCUAUUAUGUGACAUGAUUAAUAAUUCAGUGAAUAUUGCUGGAGAAACUCAAUUUCUAUCAGAGGACGUAGGUGGAAGCUGAGUGGACUUGAAGAUCAUACCAAUACAUAAACACAAUGGUUACUAAGGAAUCAGUGUCUCAUCUACUGGACACCACAGAGACUUUAGACUGGGAGAGAUCCCUAUCCAGUCAAUAAAAGGGUGGAAUAGGUCAAAGAGGAAACAUUUGUAUGUUGCAGCAUAAAUACCCUUUAUCAAGGUGGCAAUUCACAGCACACAAGUUUGAAAACACUUUGUUCUAUUAAGGAAUGAGUUUAUAAUGUAUAUUAGUAGAAAUGACAGGUGUAUAUGCCAUAGUCAUGUGCAUGGUACUGAAAAUAACUAUCAGCUUUUGCACAUAAAACAAUAUAACAUGGAAUUGUAGUCUUAUUCCCCAGAGCAGAUUAUCCUAUGGGAAAAUUCUGCUGUGCCAAUGCUGAACUAGUAUUACAACUCUUUUUAUGUACUGUACUGUGCAGUUUCUAAGUAGUUGUGGCCUCACUAAGGCUUUUAAGCACUUUAUAGAGCAGCAUGUUCUAUAACAGCUUUUACCCCAUAUACUGAAAGCGAAUAAAAGAGUUAUUAAUGUAAAA